Messenger RNA from Scophthalmus maximus (turbot), 1271 nucleotides. It is a transcript of the gene tac1, whose product is annotated as tachykinin precursor 1. Gene Ontology annotation, biological process: tachykinin receptor signaling pathway. The coding region runs from base 371 to 718 and encodes 115 amino acids. The transcript has 5 exons. The record is from RefSeq and is a predicted model, not a curated record. Lineage: Eukaryota; Metazoa; Chordata; Actinopteri; Pleuronectiformes; Scophthalmidae.
GCCAGGGCAACCGUGCCGCACGCUGCUAUAUAGGAGCGCCGGGGAUGCGUCUGUGGACAGGAGGGCGCGCGUGAGAGCAGAAGAAGUCUGCUGCAGAGGCGGAGCGCGCGAGCUUUGGAGACGACUGGCCACCGGAGCCCGACGCAGCACAACUCACGCACGCGCGCGCGCUAUGGACUACGACAGUGACCGGGCUCUGUAAACGGGGGAGAGUCCGUGCGCGCACAGUACAGUGCAGUGCAGCUGCUGCCCGUGCCUAAAACCUCACCAGUUGACUUUUCAUUUUCAUAAAGUUGAGUUUUUUUUUUCAAACAGUGAAUCUGACUGAAUUGCACCGCGGCCACACGCACGCACGCGCACGCUCGGCACCAUGAAGCUGCUGCUUUUACCAGUCGUAAUGGCUGUUUUCGCAGUCGCCCAAGUCUUUUGCGAAGACAACGCGCCAAAAGAAGAGGCGGACUACUGGACGAGUAGUAAUCAAAUGCAGGACGGCUGGCUUUCCAGUGAUCCCUUCAGAGAAAUCCUCCUGAGGAUGAGGAGAAAGCCUCGGCCGCAUCAGUUCAUCGGUCUGAUGGGGAAGCGCUCUAUGGCAAAUUCACAGAUCACCCGCAAAAGGCAUAAAGUCAACUCUUUCGUUGGACUGAUGGGAAAAAGAAGCCAAGAGGAGCCAGACUCGUACGAGUGGAGCACGAUACAGACGUAUGACAGGCGCCGCUGAACAGUCACCUCUCCACCUGCCUGCUCGCCAUCUAGCCGUUCCUCAUCCACGGGAGGGGAGGGGGGGGGGAGGGGCCCCUGACAGAUUCUCCGGACUGUGUUUAGCUAUCAGUGAAAUUAAAAAUGAUUCUGUUUCCACAUUGUAGUGACGUAGCAUUGAUGUACCUGUGCCAGUUUCAUUUGUCCCAGCAGAUUGGGGUAAGAUAAGGGGGGGGGGGGGGGGGGGGGGAUGGUUCCUUAUCAGUGUCGGUGCUUUCUGUGAGUGUUUUCGCCGCAAAGACUACAUGUUGUUGUGGAGCAUCAAAGCAAGGCUGUACCCCACGGUAUGCUGAAAAUUGCACUGCCAAAGUCACUGUAUAGUGCCUCAUAACUGUUUGAUUGCAGCUGAUUGUUCUAUAACUACAACACACUGGGACGGGCUCUCAUUUUUUGGCUUUCGAGUGACUUCAGACCAGCCGUCGCGUUCUACACCUGCACAUGUGAUUUGACAUGACAGGAUACCUGUGUGUUUUGAUUGUUUGACAAAUAUUAAAAUUAUUUUCUUUACUGGUUCA